GAAAUCGAUUACACCAAGGAGGGGAAAAACGCGGACAGGUUCCGCGAGAAUUUCAAGGACAUGGACUACGUGAAGGUGCCCAAGAUAUACUGGCAGUACACGACGUCUCAGAUGCUGGUGAUGGAAUACACUCCCGGCAUCAAGAUCAACCGCAUUGACGCUCUGGACAAGCUCAAGGUGGACAGGAAGAGGCUGGCUCGCUACUGUGUGGAGUCGUACCUGGAGCAGAUCCUCAGCCACGGAUUCUUCCAUGCCGACCCGCAUCCUGGCAACAUUGCAGUGGAUGAUGUUAACGGCGGCCGUCUCAUCUUCUAUGAUUUCGGCAUGAUGGGAAGUAUCCCAUCCGACAUCCGCGAAGGCCUGGUUGAAGCGUUCUACGGGGUGUAUGAGAAGGACCCUGACAAGGUGCUGGACGCCAUGGUUCAGAUGGGCGUGCUCGUGCCCACAGGGGAUCGCACGGCUGUGCGGCGCACGGCCCAGUUCUUCCUCAACUCGUUUGAGGAGCGCCUGGCACAGCAGCAGGCGGAGGCUAAGGCGAGCGCUCCCUUGUCGAAAGAGGAAGCAUUGGCCAAGAGGAAGAUGCGCCUCUCCGCUAUCGGAGAGGACCUGUUGGCCAUCGCAGCAGAUCAGCCCUUCCGAUUCCCAGCCACCUUCACCUUUGUGGUGCGGGCCUUCUCAGUGCUGGAUGGCAUUGGCAAGGGGCUGGACGCCAAGUUUGACAUCUCCGAGAUUGCCAAGCCCUAUGCGCUUGAGCUGCUUCGAUUCAGGGAGGUCGGCUCCGAGCUCUUUUUCAAGGAGCUGAGGAAGCGGUGGGACCGCCAGUCGCAGGCCUUCCGGAACCUUCUCAGGCAGCCCAGCCGCGUGGAGAAGCUUGCUGACGUCAUCCUGAGACUGGAGCAAGGUGACUUGAAGCUGAGAGUGCGGACUCUGGAGAACGAGAGGGCGUUUAAGAGAGUGGCCACUAUGCAAAACACCAUUGGCAGCGCCAUAGCAGCAGCCACCUUGGUGAAUGUUGCUUCAGCCAUGCACAUUGCCGCCCGCAAAACGCCUGCUACAUUGCUCCUGCUGGCCAGUGCCGUAUUUGGAAUGCGUGUGCUGAUCGGCCUCAUGCAAGUGAAGAAGUUGGAUGAGCAGGAAAAGCUUAUUAUGGACGUUACAAUUGCCCCUUUAGACCCGACGAGCACUCUUUUAGAGGUUGCGAUAAAUUCGGCAGGCAAUGGGGCGAAUCGUUUUAGAGACCCGACAGGAGGAGCGGACGUAGCUGGGGUUCAAGGUCUAGGCGGGGCGAUCAGAGAGGAAGACUUCGGGGAAGAGAAGGGCCGGGUUCAAACCCCGAAAGCCGCGAUUUUUCAGCGCGAUUGUUACUGUCGCUGCCACGUGCGCAGUGCUCUUACCGAGGGAGCCGAUAACGCGGAGAUUGACCCAUUCGAACCGAAUUUGCAGCGCGUAGCGGCGAGCGGGGUGGGCGGAGCGAGAGGCGGGGAAGAGGUUCGGCGGGAAACACUUUUUAAAGAAUUUAAGAAAAAUAAGGGUUUUGAGAAAUCGCACAAAUUUGUCGCACGGACGAUUAGCGAGUCCCCCCCAGGUUUCCGCGCGGAUCGGCAGGGGCCGGGCGGAUCGGACGCGGAGCAUGCGACGGGGCGUUGGGGGACGGAACGGCGAGACGGAGCGGCGAUUCAUGGGGGCAGCGCGGCGGGCGGAACUGUCGCUCGGCGCGCCACUGUCCCGUCGGCGGCAGUUCCGCGCGAGGCUGUCCGCGGUAGUAGCGGCGCGGAAGACAUCGUUGCGCGCGAGGCUUUCCUCCGCGGAAACGACGCGGACGGAAGUGUUGCGCGCGUCAACUUUCCCCGCGGGAGCAGUGCGGCGGAAGCAGGCAGCGAAGCGGAGGGGCUUGGCGAAGAAGGGCUUGGCGCAGAGGGAUUUGGGGCGGAGAAGCUUGGCGCGGAGGGGCUUGGCGCGGUGCGAAAGGCGAAGAGGCGGCGGCAUCAUGCGUCGUCGGAAGGGGCUAUGUCGGAACAGCCCAUUUAUGGACCCCCUUCCCAACCACCAAUCUCAACCCCUCCCAACCCGCCCCAACCCGCCCCAACCGACCCCAACCCCUCUCAGGACGCAGUGCGAUCGCGCCUGGAGCGCCUCUCCUGCAUGCUCCGCUCACACUCUGAUCGGCUGCCGUGCCGCACUGCUGCUGCCGACCAAUCGCAGAGCUCGAGAGACGCCGUCAGCCAAUCGCAGGGCACGAGGGAGCCAGCGGUCCAAUCGCAGGGUGCUGUGGGUGAUGGUGCAGCUGCUGCUGCACUGAUCGAUAACAAUCCCCGUGCGGGUGGGGGAGGCGGAAAUGGUGGUGGUGGCGUUAUAACUGAUAACGGGGAUAGGGAUGAUGGAGAAGCCACCUUAGCGGAGCAGCUACUAGCGAGGAUGGAGGAGGUGGCGAGGCUGAGCGAGGAGAACGUGCAGUACCGAGCCGUCUUCGAGCUUUCCAUGGACCCAAUCUUCAUUUUCCGUCUGCACGAGGAGACAAUAACGGACUGCAACGAGGCGGCGGUAACCAUUCUGCGCUGCGCCUCCAAAGCAGGCGUCAUGAGCCGCGCGUUCCACGUCAGCUUCUCGCCACCCGUGCAGCCGGACGGCCGCCCGACAGCCGAGGCGGCGGGCGAGGUGAUGGCGCGGGUGCAGAGCGGCGAGGCCAUCAGCUUUGAGUGGAUGCAUUGUGCCUUGGAUGGGUCGCCGCUGCCUGUGCUUGUGCGAGUGAAGCACAUAGUGGCAGCGGGGAGGGACUGUGUGAUCGUGGUGUGGCACGAUAUGAGAGAAGCCAAGAGGAGGGAGGAGGAGCUGCGGCAGGCCAAAGAAGCAGCAGAGGCAGCCAGCCGCGCCAAGACACAGUUCCUGGCCAACAUGAGUCACGAGCUGCGCACUCCCAUGAAUGGUGUGUUGGGGGUGGUGGAACUACUACUAGCCUCGGGUGUGAGCAGCGAGCAGAGGGCGCUGCUGCAUGUGGUGCGGGCGUCAGGGGAGAGCCUCGUGCGAAUCCUCUCAGACCUCCUCGAUAUCACACGCAUCGAGUCCCACUCCCUCGCCCUCUCCCUCGCGCCCUUCUGCCUCCGCGCGGCCAUUGACAGCACUCUCGCGCUCAUGAGGGUUGUUGCCGUGAAGAAAGGGCUGCAGCUGUCAGUGAGUAUUGAUCCAUCCACGCCACAGGAGGUGGUGGGCGAUGCAAUGCGGUUCCGUCAGGUGCUGCUGAACCUGCUCUCAAAUGCCAUCAAGUUCACUGAUAGAGGCUCCGUGGCGGUGCAUGUGACAAAGCUGCACGAACCACCCACUUCACGUGUCAACAGCAAGGCUGGUGGGCCCACGGGUAGGCUCUGGGAUGGGCAACCUUGGGAAUCCGACCCAGAGGGGAUCCACUUGGGGAUUCGUAAGGGCGGUGAUUGCAGGGGUGCUCGAGGUAGGAGAGGGGAGAGUAGAGGGGAGGAGUUUAGGCGGGGUAGGGGAGCAGAGGGAGAAGGCGAUGGUGGUGAUGGCAGGGUUGAGAGAUUUCAGGGGAGGAAGAGGCAGAGGGAGGGAGAAGGGCGAGGUGAGGAGCAGGAGAGCGAUGGUGGGAUGAAGAGGCAGGGGCGGUUGGUGGCGACUGGAAGAGAGGAAGGGGUGAAGGGGAUCAGGGUGGAGGAGACAAGUGGAUGGCUCGAGGACUUGACACGCGUGGAGAUGAGUGUUGGGCAUGGGGGGGAUGUAGGGACGCGACUCAAGCAUGGUGGGGAGGCGGAGUUGGUGGGGAGGUGUAGUAUUGCGCAUGGGAGGGACGUGCAGGUGAUUCCAGGGGACGAAGGAGCGAGGUCGACGGUACGAGGCCGUGGGGACAAUGGGAUGGAGAGAGGAGAUACAGAAGGGGUGGGUGGAGAAGCGGAGGCAGUGGGAAGAGCUACUAUGCCCGAUGGUCUGCAGAGACUGCAGAGAGCAUCAGGGGAGGAACAGCAGGAGCAGGAGGGGCAGGAUCAGGAGGGGCAGCAGGGGCAGCAGGGGCAGCAGGGGCAGCAGGGGCAGCAGCAGGAAGAGCGGCAGGAGCGGCAGCAGGGGGAGCAGGAGGGGCAGGAACAUAGGUCGGUGGAGUGGGUGCAGGUGAGGGUGCAGGACACGGGCAUAGGCAUGGCAGCACACAUCAUGCCUCACAUCUUCCACCCCUUCACUCAGGCCGACUCCUCCUCCUCACGCCGCUUCGGAGGCACGGGGCUGGGUCUUGCCAUCUGUCACUCGCUCAUUGGCCUCAUGGGUGGGGAGAUCUCUGUGGAGAGUCGGCCUGGUGCCGGGUCGGCUUUCACUGUCUAUAUUCCCUUUGGGAAAGCUCGAGGGGAUCAAGUGGUGGCGGAUGGGAGGGAGGAUAACAGAGUGAAUCAGCUGGUGGUGACGCGCAUGCUGCGCAGCCUGGGCGUGGCGUGUGACGUGGCUGUCAAUGGGCGGGAAGCUGUUGCUAAGUGCGCACAGCGGGACUACGACCUCGUGCUUAUGGACUGCCAUAUGCCUGAGAUGGAUGGAUUUGAGGCAACGCGUCUCAUUCUACAACAUUAUACUGAUCAGAAUAAGGUUCCGUACGUUAAUGCGGAGGAGGCGUUAUCUAAGGCGGGUGUGACUCUACCGGAGGACAUGCUGGCUCAUGUGAAGGAGAAUGGCAUUGCGGAGCUGUUGCUGCAGCGAUACAUUGACCUGCAGGUUCGCGGAGGCAUUCUCGCCGCCGCCACUCGCGCGUUCUCCGGGUUGCGCGAUAGGCUGCUGGCGGAUCCCGCAUUCCUCUUCAAAGUCUUCACAGAGAUUGUGAUCGACUCUGGCUGUGCCACGUUCGCUGAGGUGCGGAAACGAGGAGACGAUUUCUGGAAGGAGUUUGACCUUUACAUGUCAGAUAUCCUCGUGGGAUUCGCCGUCGAUGCUGCUCUCGUCAGCAUGCUCGCGCCCAUGGCUAGGUUCGGCAGCAGCGCCGCAGCUUCGGCAGCCCGAGGCAGGCGGCCAGGCUUGGUGCCGCCGGGCCUGUCUGCAGCUUUGGAGGCGCUUCCCAGCAGCAUGUUUGAGGCGGCUCUGCCUGGGAGGAGAUACAGUGUGGUGCAGAGGGGUGCGACGUGGUUGGUGAAGGGUGCGCAGUAUGCUGUGGUGGGGUUCAGCUGUGGCCUGAUUGGUCAGGCGAUGACAACGGCCAUUGUGCUAAUCAAGAGGAAUCUGAGGAAGCCUGGGGAGCACGAGGAGGAGGUGAAGAUUCCGGGCAUGAUUCCCACUGCCUUACUCUGGGGUGGCUUCAUGGCUGUAUCAUCCAACACGCGCUAUCAGAUCAUCAACGGCUUGGAGCGGGUAGUCGAGUCCUCCCCCUUAGCCCGCAGCAUGCCUCUCGGUGCGCGCAUCUUCACCGUUCUCAUCCGCUUCAGCAACAACAUCUUUGGCAGCAGUCAGUUUGUCGAGGUCGCACGGUGGAGCGGCGUGCAAUGA
Molecule: messenger RNA, 5463 nt
Organism: Closterium sp. Yama58-4
Lineage: Eukaryota; Viridiplantae; Streptophyta; Zygnematophyceae; Desmidiales; Closteriaceae
Source: the annotation of a GenBank genome assembly